UUGUCCUCCCUCUCCUCCGCUCCAAAAGCAACCAGAAGCUAUUCGCGUUUAGGCUACAGGCGGAGUUUUUGAGAACUGGGAAGAAUUUGACAAACUUUGUUGAUCCCAACGUAGCCUAAACGGACCGCAGCGCUUCGCUGCCAGUCGUUAUAGAGACAUCGAUUAGUUUACUGUGUAUGUCGACUUCAAUUUAAAUACAUUACAGUUCCUUUUCAAGGAAUAUGAAGAACAACGUCAGGAGGAUGAGAUCUUGACCGAAUCAUGCAUAGAUCUUUCUUUUUUCAAACUUCGCGUUGUCUGUCUUGUUGAAAGCGCGGUUAGGACGGAGCGGUUUUUGAAUAUUUAUUUUUUCUUCGUCGUUUUUUUAAAUGAUUGCUGUUUAAUUGAAACGGACAUGGCUACUGAUAGAAUAAAAAAAAAAAUUGUGACGUGGGAAGAUCAUUUGAAUUGAUAUGAAAACGUAACUUUUUCAUUUAAACCAAUAUUGAGAGUUUUACCACUUAGCCAACUGUCUCGGACCAUUGUCUAUAACCAAUGUGGUGUCAACUGGAAGGACGCGUGGUCCGGAUCUCACCUAAACGUUGAUACGUGUUGGGAGUGAUGCACUGGCUUCCCCUGGUUGCCAUGGUGAUUGCCUCGGCCCUGCCCUUCCCUCACAGCCCUGUGACCAGUACUGUUGCUGCGAUGACYGAGCCRGGCAGUAGCCUGGACAACCACACAGAGGACAUCGAUGACUCUUCCAGUCYCUCCCCCGGAUCUUACUCCACACUUCCAGCUCCUCAGGCCUCUGUGYACUACAACUCCCACAGRAAUGCCUCACUCAAGGACUACAAUGUGACUGCUGAUUCUGGAAGAGCAGACAGUACUAAACARCUCAGCGUGACGGGUGUCAWGAAAGACUACAAUAACCCCUCCAUAAUUAAAGAGGAGGUGCAAYCUUUGAAAMGGAAGCGAAAACAACAAAGUUAUCUGUCAAAAAGCAAUUUUCAUACAGAAAACACGAACAGCGUUGGUUUAAAUAAAUAUUCUAACACCGAUGGAGGAAAACUCAYGAGCACCAAUYGCAGCAGUCAUCAGGACUACCCCUCCCAMGAGAACUAUGUACUAGGGGACUAUAAAACAGACAGCAGCAGAGCUGGUGAUGACAGCAGCUUUAGAGACAUGGCUCAGAAGGAAAACCKUCAUCACUCUCUAGACCCCAGGACCGAUGAACAGGAUCUCAGACCUCCCAACAUGUAUGUGGUGGAAACUUACAAACCUUCCACUAAUGCUGGARACCAKAGUAAAACUGGGCCAGAUCCCUCCAGUCAGAGGACCCCGCAGAGAGCAGAGGCUAGGACAGAGAGCAGUGAUAACAGGGGAGAGGASGGGAGGYAGGGUGGGCCUGGGGCAGGGGCUGGGAAWGGUCCGGAUCUGUCAGAGGAAGGAAUGGAAGUCGGACUAGGGUUAGGGCUGGGUCAGGUGCUGGGUGGUGUAAAGGAGAAGCAAGAGCUGCUGUUUUUAGAUGCACACCCGCGGGUCCUUUUCUCUGCCUCUCCUCCAGAGCACCCGCCCCUCCUCCUCAUGCUGGAGUCAGGCAUGUUGCCCAUAGAAGGAGAGGACAAGGAGGACAAGCAGGAGGAGGAGGAGGAAGUGUCGGACGCAGACGGACACAUGGAGGGUCAUGGGGACAGAGAGACGGACAGGAGUGUGCCGCUGAGCUGGGUGGACACUCUCAGGGGYGCCAGGGAGCCCCCUCGCCCCGCCCCCAGGCACAAGCGCUCMSACUUGUCCCACACCAGGCGGGGUGAGAUGCCYGUGUGCGAGRCGGAGAGCGUGUGGGUAACGGACAAGYCGACMGUCAUCGACYAUAAMGGUYAMACAGUCAACAUCGUGCCAGAGAUCAAGACAGUCAAGGGGGCGCUUAAGCAGUACUUCUAUGAGACUCGCUGCCGCCAGGAGGGGCAGCAGAGGGGUGGUGGGCCGCAGCGGGAGGCAGGGGGGGCAGGGGCCUCGGCAGCGGGCACAGUGACAGGGGCCGUAGGUGUGUCCGGGGCCAGCUGCCGGGGCGUGGACAUCAGGCAAUGGGUGAGUCAGUGUAAGGCCAAGGACACAUUUGUCCGAGCCCUCACUGUUGACAACAUCGGUCUGCAGGGCUGGAGGUGGGUCCGCAUCAACUCGUCCUGCGUGUGUGUCCUACUGUCCAGAGUAACCAGGAAAAAUAGAGGAAGGGGGUGAGGGCAGGAGAUGGAGGAAAGGUGGAGAGGAUAAUGUGGAAGAAAUGUUAACACAGAUCAUGUUUGGGACAUUGGAUGUAAUGUCAACGAGAUAGUAGGUGUUACUUUAUAGGCCAGGGUGCCUCUUAUCCAGAGCGACUUACAUUAGUGCAUUCUUCUUAUGAUAGCUGCACUCUUACAAAAAAAGGGUUCCAAAAGUGUUCUUCGGCUGUCCCCAUAGGAGAACCCUUUUUGCU
Molecule: messenger RNA, 2452 nt
Organism: Salvelinus sp. IW2-2015
Lineage: Eukaryota; Metazoa; Chordata; Actinopteri; Salmoniformes; Salmonidae
Biological process (GO): neuron projection morphogenesis; positive regulation of peptidyl-serine phosphorylation; cell surface receptor protein tyrosine kinase signaling pathway
Cellular component (GO): axon; dendrite; synaptic vesicle
Molecular function (GO): growth factor activity; nerve growth factor receptor binding
Source: RefSeq, a predicted model, not a curated record